Messenger RNA from Ostreococcus tauri, 1866 nucleotides. RefSeq names its product Peptidase C48, SUMO/Sentrin/Ubl1. Bases 1 to 1866 code for a protein of 621 amino acids. Gene Ontology annotation, molecular function: cysteine-type peptidase activity. Lineage: Eukaryota; Viridiplantae; Chlorophyta; Mamiellophyceae; Mamiellales; Bathycoccaceae. The transcript is spliced from 2 exons. Gene Ontology annotation, biological process: proteolysis. The record is from RefSeq and is a predicted model, not a curated record.
AUGAGUAAACACAACCUAUACGCUGCGCGAUACGCGAGACUCGAGCGAUUGCCUGCUUCUGUGAUAAGCGCCGUGGAAAUGUGGAGCAGAGCGGGGCGACGGGCCACGCAUGCAUGGCUCGAAUCAAAAUACGUCUUUAUUCCGAUCAACAUUGGAAACGCGCACUGGAUGUGUUCGGUUGUGGAUGUGCAGAGCCAAGUCAUAUACAUCAUUGACUCGUACAACGAGGAGUACCGCCAUGUUGGUGACAAACUUCUGGAGUGGAUUUGCAAGGAUGGUGAAGCAAAUGAAAUCUCCGUGGGCCGCAAGAGCGCUUGGAAAAUCGUUCAUAAAGUACUACCGAAGCAAAUGAUGCAGAAGAAUGGAUCGGAUUGUGGCAUGUUUGUGCUAGCCUUUUCACGAGAGUUGUGCAUGCGCAUGAGCAUUUCACCAGGUGCGGAACCACCCGGUAUAGUUUUUACUAGCGAAUCCGUGGCCGACAAGCGUCGCCGAGCAGUCCACGAGAUACUGAAGAUGGGAAUCCAGGGCAGAAUCGAUACAAAACGACCAAACGUUGCAUGUUCGCCAAAUGAGAAGACAACGCUGCAACAAGUGGUAGAUGCCAAGUCACCUCUUGGCAAACAAUUUUACCGAGAUGGCGCAACGGAGAAAUUACCGCGCGUGCGAAUCAAGCAAGGACGUAUGGUGAAACAGAUGGUCGUUUAUCAACCGUUCAUACUUGUUCUUAUGAGUCCGGCGCAAGAGCGCCUUCUGUGGAAGUAUGGCAAUCAAAGAUGCAUUCAGAUGGAUUCUACCUUCAACAUCACCAGAUCAAAGUUCAGUACCUUCACACUCAUUGCGAGGCACCCAGAUGGAUUCUAUAUGCCUUGCGCGUUCUUCAUCACGUCAGAUGAGCGCCAGGAAACGAUUGUGUACUGCCUUCAAGUCAUUCGCGACAGAAUCAAAAGAAAGUAUCCAGGAGGCACUUGGUGUCCAAGCACUUUCAUGGUAGACUGUUGCUGGGCUGAAACAAAUGCCAUCGAGCAGGUAUUCCCGAAAGCGAGAGUGUUGUGGUGUCAAUUCCACGUGUUCCAGGCGUUCAAUCGAAACAUAACGAGUAAGCUAGCCGAGAAGCAAGGUGUUCAGGUUUCCAUAGCCAUCUCGCCGAAAGAGCGUGGACAGAUCAAGAAAAUGCUUUGGAAGCUGGUGAAGGAAACAUUUAAGGAUGAUGAUGCAUGGGACAAAGCAUACACGAGCGUUUUGGAAUUCUGUGACCAUAAGCAGAAAGAAAUAGAUAAACAAUUCGGUGAUGCGUCAUGGACGACGUGGCGAUCCUUUCGAAAGUACUUGGAGACGCAAUGGGGGCGACAUAGGAAGCUUUGGGCGAGACAUUUUCGAAGUGGGUUGACAUAUGGGACGCAGGAGACAACUGGAUCAAUCGAAUCGUUUCAUGGACGUUGGAAGGCUCGCCUCAUCGCAGAUGGCAAGGGAGAUAUCCGAUGUCGUCGCAUGGACUGGCUCAUUCAUCACUUACAGCACGAAAUCAUUCCUCGAUAUUGUGACAAGGUCUGUCAAGCCGAGACGAGCAUUGCGCCUGCGCGUGUUAGGAAGGCCAUGUUUCAUGUCUUAGACGAGGCGAAAACGAUCGAUGGCAUGAAAGAUGUUGAGAAAGAAACAACGGACGAUGAAGGCACGCGGUUCUCUGUGUCGUAUAGAGUCAACUACUCGGGAGAAGUGCACAACGUGUCCGGUUUAGAGACUUUAGAAGACUGCGCCUUGGACAGGGAUCAUACACAAGUAAAGUGCUCUUGUGCGCUCGGACGAAACGGCCAGGUUUGUGCUCCGAAAAUGAAAGCGAUGCUGAUAGAGAACGAGCUUUGGACGUGA